Melospiza melodia melodia is the source of this 8256-nucleotide messenger RNA. It is a transcript of the gene SYTL5, whose product is annotated as synaptotagmin like 5. Lineage: Eukaryota; Metazoa; Chordata; Aves; Passeriformes; Passerellidae. The record is from RefSeq and is a predicted model, not a curated record. The coding region runs from base 593 to 2863 and encodes 756 amino acids. Gene Ontology annotation, molecular function: small GTPase binding; phospholipid binding; neurexin family protein binding. The transcript is spliced from 18 exons. Gene Ontology annotation, cellular component: plasma membrane; exocytic vesicle. Gene Ontology annotation, biological process: intracellular protein transport; exocytosis.
GCUGUACCGGGUUGGCCGGGGCAGGGCUGCACCCGCGGGGUCCUGCGAGCCGGCUGUGCCCCGCCGGAGUGCGUGGCUGUCGGCGCUCGGUGCGGGCUCCGUGCCAGGAGCCGAGCCCGCGGCACAGGGACUUCACCUCCGAGUUGGCAGCAGCAGCAGCUCUCAGCGAUGGUGCUGCUCGUACGUGAUUUUCCUCUCCUGCGAGGUUCCCGGUAGUUUGAUAUAAAUAUACCCAGUGAUUUUGUGGCUCCAAAUUACAGUUCUUCAGGAAGCUGAUUCUGCAGCUGCAGUGGAUGAAAUCUGAAGGCUUGGAGUGAGCAUCAGCCAGGACCCAGGGGACAGCCAGGAACCAGGAACAUGACUGCCUUUCCCAAGGAAGAAACAAAGGACAAACCUUUAUUUCUUGUGUAGCUGAAAGGAAAAGCAAUAUAAUCUUGACACCCAGUUAAUUCAAAGAAGCAUUUUCCAAAAUACCUCUUCAUUGUGUGGAUCCUGUAACUCUGCCACAAAGGUGCCUUUGGACCUGUGCAAACAAAUCCUUGCAGUAUUGAUUGGCAAAAGUGGUCAUUGCUGGAGUGGCUGUGGAAGGACCAUGACAAAGCACUCAGAGAUCAUCAAUUUGUCAUUUCUGUUGGAACACGAAAGGGAAACAAUCUUGGGAGUAUUGAAGAGAGAUGAGUACUUGAAAAAAGUUGAAGAUAAAAGAAUCAGGAAACUGAAAAAUGAGCUUCUGGAGGUGAGAAGGAAAGGCGGGAACCGCCACUCUCAGCAGGACAGCAGCAGGGUCUGUGUUCGCUGCCAGAAGAGCCUGGGCUUCAUUUUUGACAGGGGAGAGCUGUGCCAGACCUGCCAGCUGAGGGUCUGCAGCUCCUGCCGGGUGCUGGGGGCAGAGGGGCACUGGAAGUGCUCGGUGUGUGCCAAGAUUGCAGAGCUACGGAUAGUGACAGGGGAAUGGUUUUUUGAAGAGAGAGCAAAGCGCUUCAAACAAUCAAAUCUUGGAACUGAUCUUGUCAGACAGUCAAUCCUUCACAAAUUCCCAGACACAGUUUCCAAUACAGAUGAUGAAAGAACAUUCAAAAAUCAACCCCAAGAGAAUGAAGAAAAGCCAGAUGUACCAGUCUGCUCCACAAAUGGGCACAAAUCUGUCUUUAGCAGACCUAGAAAGAUUGGGAGGGUUAUCAGGGCAGUUACCAAAGGAGAAAUCACAUAUGGAAAGGAUGAAGGUGAAAGGAGCACAGGCUCAGAGGCUGAAAGGCCAGGUCUGCGUGGAGGCAAAUCAGCUGCAAGCUCUGAGAGAGGCAGCACGCUCUCCCUGGGCAGCAGCAGUGCAGGGGCUGCUGCAGGACAUGCAAGGGGCAGAGGCAGCACUGCCAAGGCUUCCCUGGCACGCUCUCCCAAGCGCAGCAUGACUGCGGAUUGCAGCGGGGACACAGGCUUGGAAAAUGACAUGAUUAUUCCAGCAAGUGAAAGUGUACCUGAAGAUUUAGUAAAGAAGCACUGCAGGAAACCAUCUGGAACACCUUCCAUUGCAGUUUCUAGGAUAUCUUUGUCAUCAGACCGUAGCAGAUCUGAGAUAGAUUUGAGUGAAUCUUUCUCUGAAGGAAACGAGGAUACCCUGAGCAUAAGAAGCAAAUCUGUACCUUGUGCCUUAGAUCAGGAACUGGGCUAUCUGGAAGAAACAGAAGAAGAUAUUGAUGACAUAGUGGCCUCUUGUUAUCCAAGAAAGCAUGAACAUAUGACAAGUGGAUUAUCAACAAACUCCCCAGAAGGUUCUGACAGAAAAUGGACAUAUUUAAAUGUUCCCGAAGCAGAUGGUGACACUACCAGCAUCAACAGCAUGGUGAGUGUUUACAGUGAGACUGGUGACUAUGGCAACGUGAAGGUCAGCGGGGAAAUCCUCCUCAAUAUCAGCUACAUCUACAAAACAGGGGCCCUCAACGUCCUGGUGAGGAGCUGCAGGAACCUGGCCAUUGCAGAUGAGAGGAAGCAAAGGACAGACCCCUAUGUCAAAGCCUAUCUCCUGCCUGACAAGUCCCGCCAGAGUAAGCGCAAGACCAAAAUUAAAAGUAACAGCACCAACCCGGAAUUUAAUGAGACACUGAAGUAUGUCAUCAGUCACUCGCAGCUGGAAACCAGGACCCUGCAGGUUUCUGUCUGGCACUAUGACAGAUUUGGACGCAACAGCUUCCUUGGGGAAGUGGAAAUUCCAUUUGAUUCCUGGAACUUUGAAAAUCAGGGUGAUGAGUGGUUUGUGCUCCAGCCCAAGGUGGAGGCUGUGACAGAUUUUGGGCUUCAAUACAAAGGAGAACUGACAGUGGUUUUGCGUUAUAUUCCCCCAGACAGAAACCUAAUGCUUCCUCUGGGGCAGUUUCAAGGAAAGAGAGGCUUCAAAAAAGGAAAGAAAGGAGAUUCUCAUCUGCCAUCUGGAGGCAUAUUAGAAGUCCUCAUCAAAGAAGCAAAGAAUUUAACAGCAGUGAAAUCAGGAGGCACAUCUGACACUUUUGUUAAAGGGUACCUGCUCCCAGAUGACAGCAAAGCUACAAAACACAAAACUCCCAUAGUAAAAAGGAGUGUGAACCCCCAGUGGAACCACACUUUUGCCUUCAGUGGUUUGAAUUCAGGGGACAUAAGGAAUGUCUGCCUGGAGCUGACUGUGUGGGACAAGGAGUCUCUUUCCAGUAAUAUUUUUUUGGGAGGUGUCCGUUUGAGCACUGGAAAUGGUGUGAGCAAUGGCAAGGAGGUUGACUGGAUGGACUCCCAAGGGGAAGAGCAGCACCUCUGGCAGAAGAUGAUUGACAGCCCAGGAGCUGCAGUGGAGGGGGUGCUGAUGCUGAGAUCCAGCAUGGGGAAACGCAGACUCUGAAGGACUUUGACUGCUGGGGAAAGCCACAGCUACUCCUGGCUGCAGGGGUGUCCAGGCUCCUGUCACUUGGCCCAUGUGAACCUGAGAAGGGUUGCACCCUUUGCCUUGGACAUUAAGGCUCUGAGUGAAACUUUAAUGCAUUCUGCACUUUCAUGCACACAUUCCUUACCCAGGCUUCUUGUGUGAAUUGUUUCUCCUGAAGCCAGUGAGAGCAGGACCUUGCACAGAGAUCAGACUGGCUUUGUCUGUCCCCUCUGGUGGCUGUGUGCAGCUGAUGAGCAUCCUGCCUGAGGGCUGCUCAGACUGAGCAAACUCUCUUGCUGGUCAUUUAGUGAGUGAUGCCAGGUUUAUGAAUCUCCUUCUGGCUCAGGGAUGGCCCCAAAGGCAGCAGUGGCACAGAACAAGCAGAUUCAGAGUGAGUCUGUGCUUUGGUGUUUGUAAAUUAAGAAGCCAUAAUGUUAUGAAGGACAGCAAACAGUGUUUGUUCAUGGUGUUUGCUUGUUGGGCUGUGCAGUGGUGCAGCACGACAGGCUUGGGACCAAAACCCAGCCAAGCAGGGCCAAUUUAGUGUUGCACUGCCCUAGAAACAGGCAGCAGUGAGCUGGGGGGCAGUGCUGGUGUCCUGGCAUCCUCUGGGUAUUUUAAUGCACUUGUAUAAAAGGCAGACUUGGUUCAAAGAGCCUUUAAUGAAAAUAAAUCAUAACAAAUCUUCAGUUUCCAGAAUUGCAUGAUGCUGCUGGUUUUCAUUCAGUUGACAGCUCUAGCCAGAACCUUCUGAUGUCAUUGAACAGAGGGAAUAUAUCCACAUGCCAGUCCCCAUCUGAUGUGUUACUGAGAUGAGACACAUGCCAGGUUUGGAUGGAGUUAGCUAAAACUUGAUUCAACAGAUUGUAUAGAACAGAAUGGGAUUAAAGCACAUGCCAAAAUGAUUUGCAUAACUGUAAAAUCUCCUCUGAAUGGACUGGGGUCUCAUUCAGGCCCAUGCACAUUAUUUGUAUUCCAAGUAGGGUAUUUUUCCUCCUGAACAUCCCCCAGUGGAUUUAAUGAUGAGUGGUCUUGGCCAAUACAAUCAUUAAUUUGUUAACUGUGACAAUUGUUCAACAGUAAUUUUGUGGUCCUCAAGGUGUAAGACAAAGGAAGAUCAGGAAACUGAAUGAACAGCAUUUCUUCUGAACUUUCCACAAUUAGAACACAGCUUUCUAUUUGCACUAGUAAAUUCACCUAUAGCUAUUCCUACAUUUUUUCCCACCAAAGUUUAUUGCAAGAAAUCUUGAUUGAACAACAGAAUAUAUUCUGAUAGCUAAGCAACUACAGCUGGAGAUGUUGACAUCUGUAGUUGUCCUAGUGUGCAAUUAAGUACAUGUAUUUAGAGACUCACUCAAAACCUUAAAAUGUAACAUUAAUUCUUCUCGUUUUAAGAUGUUUUAUGCUGUUUCUUGUUGGAGUGCCUGGAAACUGCAGGAAAGUUUACAGUCAGUCUUUUAAAAUCAUAAUAUUAUUGGAUUUUAAAACAGUAUUUAUUUGUGUUGAAAACAGUAGUUUUAAUAAAAUUAUUUGCUUCUUUAUGCAUAAGUUAUUUCAAAAUUCUGAUGUGACUUUUAAAAGUCACUGGAGAUAUUGCUUGCCCAGUUGGAGACUCACCAUUUUCAGAAAUUACCAAGUCAUCUUUGAAACUGAAAAUUCUCUUACAGAAUCUCGGAUUGGGAAACAAACAUCAGUGGUUACUCAAGAAAACUGACUUCAUUUUUCUUCUUUAUCUUUUCUUUAUUUUUGUCUGAAGUUCAGCUGAAAUUGGGCAGUGAGGGAAGUCUAGUUUGGUUUUAGCUGACUUUUAAUUUUUCCAGCCUAAAUGAUUCUGUCAUUCUACAAAUCUGUGCUGCAGGUGCUGUGAGCUGAUAAAUUAGAGCACAAAUAUCAAGCACACAACAUUUUAUGACCUUUUUCUUAUCACCAUAGUCUGUCCUUAAUAUUAGAUUAUUUUUUAUCAGUAUCUUCCAAAGUGACCCAACUUAACUUUUGACACCUUAACUACCUCUCUCUUCAACAGAAUUGUUUUGAGUUCUCUUGGUUGUUUGUACUACAAACCUGAAUUUAUUUUGAGAAUAAUAAUAUUACAUUGACAUGUAGUCAUAAACUUGGGGGUUUUUUUUCUUCUGCUAGAAGUUGUUUCAAACAGAUAAACUUGUUGAAUGAAAAGAAAAUUGUUCCUUGAGGUAAAAUUCCAGCUCAAGUUGUGGAGGAACACUGGUCUGUUGAAUGGUUUGCCUUGAUUAAUUUUGAUGUGAAAAUGGCAAAAAUAAUAACAAGAAAAUUCCUCCAAGUUGGACCUUGGAAUGGGCAUUUUUUCACUUGUUAAACUGAAAAAAACCUUAAUUUUAAAUUUAAUUUACUUUUGCAUGGAACACAGGCUUUUGUCUAAUUUCUGAAUGAUACUUCCUAAUCUCCUAAGCAUGAAUGUUUUGGCUAAAUCACAUUUUGCUUUGAACCAAAAAAAAAUUGUAUUUCACUGCUUCAACUUCUGCCCAUUUUGGUCAUAAGGCAGGGUUUGUGGUGAAUGGCUGCAUCUGGGAAGUGUCACCCAGCUCACACACGGGCUUUAAGCUCUGUUUUUCCUUCAAAGAGCCAAAAUGUCACUCUGAGCCCACAGCUGAAGGCACAGGCUGGGCUCUGAGCAGGCUCAGCCUAUGGAGGGAGCAGUUUCACCUGGGAAGGGAUUCCAGCCAAGGUGGUGGUGAUUGCCAUUGGGGGGUGUGGGGUAGGAGAGCGGAAUGACCUCCUGGGUUAGCAGGGACAGUUCUGCAGCAUGGUGUCGCUACAAAAGCUGUCACACUCACCAGAGCCUCGGAGAGAUGAUGAGCAUCAGAUAAACACCAGAGCAAUUUGGAAAGUUUUGCUGUUCUCUGAUGUUAUCAGCCCAUUUGUAGGAAUCAUCUGAUUUAUGGAAAAUGUCACAUUUAAUUAUGUCUCUCAUCUCUUUGUUCUCUUCUUCUGUAAAGAUGGUUUAUGGUUUGGAAAAAGCACAAGAUGAUUAACUGCAGAUGUGAUUUCUUGUUUCCCGGAUAUUUGAAUUAAUUGCCCAUAAUUGUGCGUCAUCAUGCACUGUGUGUUACCAGGCUGAACAAAAAAGACAGAAAGCCAGAAAUUAGACCAAAGCCCUCCUUUUCUAUCUGUAUUUGUAAUAUUGAAGGUGCAUUAAUGGUUUAUUCAAAGCUAAUUUUUGGGAGGAAAUGGCCACAAUUUUAACACUGAUUCAUAAACUCGUGCCCUGAGUAAACAGAUACAGCAGAGCUGAUGUUUCUGAAGUCUUUUUCUACACAGACCUGAACAACUGAAGCUGCAUCAGUGGAGAAGAAAUCUGAUCUAUAGUGGGUGCAGAAACUGUGUUACAAAACACAUUUUACUCUGCUACAUAUUUUUCUAGCAAGGUUUGUCAUUAAACUUUGAGGGUUCAACCCACUAAGAAGAAUAGAAGUGCAACUUUAGCUGUAAAAGGUCAAUUUGGGCCAGUAAACAUCUACAGACAGUGCCAAUAACUAUCAAAAAGAGCUGAUGCUGAGGGCUUUCCAAGCUCUGCCAGCAGAUUUUGGUAUCCAGCCCUGCUCUCUGGUAAUUUUCUCUAUCAGCUGAAUGGGGACUUCAGGCUUCUAAACCUACUUGCUUGUUGAGAUUUCAAAACCAGAUGAAAUAGGUUUGAAAUGUCCUUCCUAUCUCCUCUACCUCCACCAUGUUACACUUGAGUGAGAUGAAAGGAAAGCUGCAACGCCCAGGGGCUGCUGUUGCCACCUUCCUGUGCUAAUCCAAAUGCCACUGCCCUCCUUGGAUGCCUUUCAGAUGCCACAUUUCCAUCCUUCUUUUCGAGCUGUAAUGGUUUAAGAGAGAAAGCAUUGGGAUGGUGAGCAUGUUUUGAUCAUGAUUGAUUAGACUGGAAGCUUUUUCCUCUGUGCCUCUUUCAAUGCAGAUUAUGCUGAGGCAGCACAAAUGAAGCAUUUUUAUAUAUUUAUUUUUGAUUUUUCUUUUCCUGACUGGUUAAGUCGAGCUAAAAGCAAUUAUUCUAAGCUGUAUUCUGCAAAAUAUCAACUCAACUACAACAGGAGAGCAGCUUUUAAGCAUCCACUGGUCCUAAUUGAUAAGGAGAAGUAACAGCAGGGUUGCAGUUUUGUCUGGUGUAAUUUUGACUUCUUGAUGGCUCUGCACAUUGCCCAGCUUCAGGAAUGUAAAGUUUGCAGUUUGUUUUGUAGCAUCCAUGAAGAGAAAAUCUGCUUGGAUUUGUUUUGUAGCAUCCACGAAGAGAAAAGCUGCUUGGGUUUCUUACACCUUUGGAGAAGAGAUCAGAGCCCUGUUUCCACAGCUGUCUGGUUUGUGGGCUCACAAGGUAAUAAGAGUUGUACCUGAAUCUUUGCAAGGGUUUCUCUUCCCUUCACCCCUCCCUCCAGUUCAGCAGCCCUGACCAGAAGGUUCUCCCUGGAAUCUGAUCCCCAAUAUCUGGGAGGAGGCAGCAUGCACAAGUGAUGGGAGAACCCCACUUAUUUUCUUCUAUAUGAGGUUAAGACUGAAAUUUUCCUUUGCUAACACACAGUACUGAUUUUCAGCACUUUGCCACCAUGACAUAAGUAUCUUCUGAGACCUGACCCAUGCACUUUAUAAACUUUUUUUUCCCAAAUAAUUAGUUAUUAUUUUUUUGCUAUGCCCAUAAAUGCUAACAUUUGAGAACCCCAGAGAAAUGAUGGUGAGUUCCAGAACAGGAUGCAGACUAUUAUUUGCAGUGAUGCCCUUUAGCACUGCUCAGCAGGAGAUGCUCAGAAGCAUGCCAACAGAACCUUACCACUGUGCCCAUGAAUCUCCUCCCUGAUGAUUUCAUGUUUUCAAAUGCUGUUUAAUAAGUGAUAUUACAGUGUUAAUUAUACUGUGUAUAUUAACACUGGAAACUGAAUUUCAGCUUGCAUUUUAGGUGACUUUUUAGGUUGUUUUUGAAACUCACCCUGGCUGCAUCUUGACCUUUUAUUUAGAUUAUUUAUUUCAACAAUCCUACUUUGUGGCAAUAACAUUUACAUGGCUGUGUGCUACUGCUCCUGACAGCUCUCUGUAUAUUUUUGAGAAUAGUUCUUAUUGUUGAGGUUUGCCUAAAGCCAAGCAUAGUCAUUUGUUGCAGCAAUUAGAGAAUGCCACAUAUCCCUCGUGCUGCCUUUGUUCUGCUAAAAAUCUGUUGCUAGCAAUUUGUUCAAUUAUUCUGGUGGACAUGAACAGUGGAAGCAGUAAAUGGCAUUGCAGUAUGUUAAGCUUUGCCCAAAUUGAGACAAAGCAAUGUUUUCUGCUGAGAACAUUUUUGUACUGUGCAUUGUACAUUGUUUUGUGGACAAAGAUGGCUGGUAAGACAUUUGCAUCUGUUGUCAAGA